UUACAAAUGCUCCUCUGUUCCGUCAUCUCUCUGAAUAAGUCAGAACAAAGGAAUAGACUUUCUGUCUUUUCGAGAAGAAGCAUCAUCUAUGGCGGAUUCUAACGUUGAUGAUCUAGCUGAAUCGCUACAGAGUCUGUACACGAAUGUAUCAUCCAUGAUUAAAUCCGAGCUCCAGGGAACGAACAAUCAGAUGGAUCUGUUGGAGAAGAUGAACGUGAGAGUUGCGGCUGAGUAUGAUGAUCUGGGUGACGUGGCGGCUGGGCUCAGAGUUUAUGCAGAGCAGAUGACGUCGAAAAGUGGAGGCUUUGAUGAGAUAGUGGCACAGAUGGAUGUGAUAGAGAAACAAGUGUCGGAGUUUGAAGCUGUUGUCUCUGUUUUAGAUCGAUAUGUCUCUGUCCUCGAAUCCAAAAUUCGAGCUAAAAAAUCUGUUACAAGUUGAUUGGUCAUUGUAACAAUUAUGUACCCACUUUUAUUCCAAUAUUGAAGACUAUAACCUGGACAAGCAAAUUUGUUUUAGCCUGA
Eruca vesicaria subsp. sativa (arugula) is the source of this 522-nucleotide messenger RNA. NCBI's taxonomy places the organism in Eukaryota, Viridiplantae, Streptophyta, Magnoliopsida, Brassicales, Brassicaceae. The record is from the annotation of a GenBank genome assembly.